Molecule: messenger RNA, 1908 nt
Organism: Protopterus annectens (West African lungfish)
Lineage: Eukaryota; Metazoa; Chordata; Ceratodontiformes; Protopteridae
Gene: ZDHHC6
Product: zinc finger DHHC-type palmitoyltransferase 6
Exons: 11
Coding region: 414-1673 (419 amino acids)
Biological process (GO): protein palmitoylation
Cellular component (GO): Golgi apparatus
Molecular function (GO): palmitoyltransferase activity; protein binding
Source: RefSeq, a predicted model, not a curated record
AGUGAAAAAGCGGGAGUGACAGGUAAACAAGAAAACACUUCCCCAUACAUCCGCCUCCCAAUCCAUACAUCGCGGCAAAUUUUCAGUGGAAAAAAAUAGGUCGCCGAAUGAGGGGUCACUGCCGUUUUCUGUUUCCAGGUCACCAGUAGCAACAAGGAAGCAGGAAGAGAAUAUGAAGACAUCUGAGGAGGUGGUACUGGUAACGGAGGAGUAGUAGUGAUGUCAGUGCAGGGUGCAUUUAGAAUGAAAGAUUACUCCUUGGGAGAAGUCUAAUGCUACUGGUGAAUGUGGCUGUACUAAAAUGGUAUGGACUGGAGUUUAAUAAAACCAAGAUGACUUCAAAAGAAAUUAUGGAAUGUACAGAUAACAACACCUUCUCAGCAACAAAGUAUUUUUACAUAUUCUAGUGACAGAUGCAUUUACUUUCCCAGAAAAUGGUUGUCCUUUGCUCUAUCAUCAGAUUUGAAAAUCUUCAUGAACUGAAGCGACUGUGCCACUGGGGCCCCGUUGUAGCCAUUUCUGUGAUAAUAAUAUGUUCCACCAUGGCAGUGAUUGACUCCAUCCUUUGGUACUGGCCCUUGGAUACUCCUGGAGGGAGUAUUAAUUUUAUCAUGCUGAUAAACUGGACAGUUCUCAUUCUUUACAACUACUUCAAUGCCAUGUUCGUUGGUCCAGGGUACAUCCCCCUCGGAUGGAAACCGGAGCGCACUGAAGACAGUAAGUUUUUACAGUUCUGUAGAGUUUGCCAAGGUUACAAGGCUGCCCGUGCACACCAUUGUCGCAAGUGCAACAGGUGUGUCAUGAAGAUGGAUCAUCACUGUCCAUGGAUCAACAAUUGCUGCGGCCAUCACAACCAUGCCUACUUCACACUGUUUCUGCUCUUAGCACCACUUGGCUGCAUUCACGCCGCCUUCAUUUUUAUUAUGACGAUGUAUACACAGCUGCACGACAGAAUCUCCUUUGCAUGGAGUGCUGUGCGGAUAGACAUGAGCUCUGCCAAAAGGGAUCCUCGUGCUCUUGUUCAGUUUGGGAUGCCUGCCUUUGCUGCAUCUUUAUUUGCCCUGGGGCUGGCAUUGGGUACAACUAUUGCAGUAGGAAUGCUUUUUGUUAUUCAGAUGAAAGUGAUCUUGAGAAAUAAAACGUCCAUUGAAUCAUGGAUAGAAGAAAAGGCCAAGGACAGAAUCCAGUAUUACCAGACAGGUGAACACUACAUAUUUCCGUAUGAUCUUGGAAGCAAAUGGGCUAAUUUUAAACAAGUAUUUACUUGGAGUGGGGUUCCUGAAGGCAAUGGAACAGACUGGUUGGUGAAGGAGGGAUGUCAUCCAUAUGCCUUAACUAUCGAACAACUAAAGCAGAAAGCUGACAAGAGAGUAAGAAGUGUUCAGUACCGAGUGAUUGAAAACUACAAUGGUGCUUGUUGCCCACUGACUAAAGGUAUCCGAACAUUUUUUACUGCUCCCUGCACAGAAGAACCACGGAUCAAACUUUGCAGAGGGGAAGUCAUUUUAGCCACAAGAGGCCUAAAACACUGGAUGUAUGGAGAUAAAAUUCUUAAUGAAGAACAAGUUAAAGCUGGUAUUCGCAUUCGAGGCUGGUUUCCAAGGCGAUGUGUAGAGAAAUGCCUUUAUGAUACUGCUACAGGUCAACCAGCAGAAGAAAAGAAGGAGCAGUAGAUCAUAAUGUGUCCUUCAUGCUGAGUGUUCUGAUGAUAGAAUUCCUUACUUGAAGCCCUUUGUAUUGUUUCACAAUUAUGCAAUUUAUCUGCUUUUAUAAAGUCAGUGUUUGUCAUGCCAUUUGACAUACCCUUUGUACCAUUGUGUAAAGCAGUUUUAUUCUGAUUUUGUACCUUUGACAAGACUCCACCCUUUGUCACAUAGCAGUUUCAAAAAUAAACCUUGUUUCAGCUAA